AUGUCCAACACCCUUACGAUUGUUGAAGCCACAGUGGCAGAGCUGCAAGAUGCCAUGUCGGCCGGACGGGUAAACAGCGUUGAGCUGACCGCAAAACAUUUGCUUCGAAUCGCGAAGUAUGACCGACGAAAUACUCUAUUAAACUCCAUACCAAUACUCUGCUCUGAUGUCUUCGAGCGUGCCCAAGCUUCUGAUGACCGUCGGGCUUCCGGAAACCUGCUGGGUCCACUUGACGGUAUUCCAUGUACAAUCAAAGACAGCUACAAGAUCCAGGGCUUGACUGUAGCCUCGGGUUCCCCUGCGUUCAAAGAUCUCGUGGCUCAAGAUGACGCUUUCACCGUCGCCAGAAUUAAGCAGGCUGGUGCCGUCAUUCUCGGCAAAACCAACAUGCCGCCUAUGGCAGCCGGCGGCAUGCAAAGAGGAAUAUACGGGAGGGCAGAAAGUCCAUACAAUGCCAAGUAUCUCACUGCGGCAUUCGCAUCGGGUUCUUCAAAUGGUUCCGCCACGGCCACAGCAGCAAGUUUUGGUGUCUUUGGUAUGGGUGAGGAGACUAUCUCAUCGGGUAGGUCCCCAGCUUCGAAUAAUGGCCUUGUGGCAUACACGCCGUCCCGUGGGCUGAUAUCCAUUCGUGGAAACUGGCCACUGUUCCCAACAUGCGACACGGUGGUUCCACACACCAGGACAGUCGCCGACAUGUUUGCCUUGCUAGAUGUUAUCGUAGCAGAGGAUCAAAAGACGGCAUGUGACUUCUGGAGAGGACAGCCUUUUGUAUCACUUCCAGGCGUCGAAAAGAUUCGACCCGGCUCUUACAGUGACCUGAAAGACCCAAACUCUCUCGCUGGGAAAAGAAUUGGUGUGCCCAAGAUGUAUAUCGGCGGCCAUGAUCCAGAAGCUAGACCAGUCCACACACGUCAAAGUGUGAUUGAUCUGUGGAAGAAUGCCAAGGCCGUACUGGAAUCUCUCGGGGCCACUGUCGAGGAAGUCGAAUUCCCGGUCGUCACCAACUUUGAAAAAGUUGAUGAUGGAGCAGUGCCCACUCCUGGUACAGCUGCACCUGCUCACCGCAAUCCGAUCGAUAUGUGCCAGCUCAUGGCCUAUGCAUGGGAUGACUUUCUUGUUAGCAAUGCAGAUGUGGCUCACUGCACUACACUUGCCGCUGUCGACUCGACUUCGAUAUUUCCGCGCCCGCCAGGAUCUCUUCCAGAUAAGUACGACUCCAACGAUCCUCUUGUCCGCCACAAGGACGUCGUGGCACAGAUCACCUCGGAGCGUUUGCCGAUAUACGACAUCCCAGGGCUGGGUCCUGCGCUGGUCGGUCUCGAAGCUCAGCGCAAGACUGAUUUCGAGGAUUGGCUUGAUAAGAAGAACCUAGACGUCGUUGUUUGGCCUUGUAAUGGAGACGUUGGACUAGCCGAUGCAGACGUGUCCAAGGAGUCUGCAGACCACGCAUGGCGCAACGGCGUGCUCUACUCCAACGGCAACUGUGCUAUCCGCCAGUUGGGCAUUCCUACUGUAAACGUCCCUAUGGGUGUCAUGUCUGAUACCAAGAUGCCGGUUAAUUUGACGUUUGCCACGAAAGCGUACGAGGACAACGCAAUUCUCAGUUACGCCUACGCUUUUGAGAGAGCUUCGAGACUUAGACAGCCACCCACCCGCACAGCCCCAUUAUCCACAGACACGAUUUCCCAAGUUGCUGGUAGCAUCAUCGGCCAGUCACCUCCGGAGCUCGAAGCAGAGACUGAGCUAGUUGAGCACAAUGGGAUCAAGAUAUUGCGUAUUACUGGUUUGUGUAGCGCAAAAGAAGGGUCUGUUCUAUUGGCCAUGGAGAAUCACCCGGCGGUAAAUCAUCCGCUAGCUCCACCGUCCUCCACGACGGACGACCAAGAUAUCCUUGAUAACAUAGACGGCCGCAUGCACGGCCCCAUGAGCGGAUUUAUCAAAAAAUACUUCGGCAACUUUCAAUAUGCCCACCAAGGUGCUGUCUUGGAAAUUCAGGCAGCCGGAAGAGUUAGAGGCCGCUGUGCCGUUCCAUCAGCUGCCCCAUCACCCGACAAUUUCUGUCAAUGGUUUUCCAACUAUAUAUCGCGGGAGAUUGACGGCGCUCGAGGCUCGUGGCAUAUACCUAGCGGCCAUGUAGCACCCGAGCACGAGAGUGAUGACGACGGUGCACGUCUCUUCUUGACCAUGCCCACUUCGCCGGCCUCCAACGUACAGACACGAUGGAACCAUGUUCAGGUUAUUGGCCAAUUUUAUCACCGUGGUUGCGGUUGUUAUCAGGGUGGACUAUUGCGUCUCUGCCGGUCUGCACACCAGGUCUUCGCCAGUCAGCCUACGCGACUCUUCUUACAUGGCUUCUACAUACGCGGUUCACUGAUCGAGCUUUGGGUCUUUGAUCGAUCUGGCUUAUAUUGUAGCGACCUAUUCGAUAUUCAGAAAGAUUUUAUCCAAUUUCUCUCUAUUAUUCUCAGCUACCAGCGGAUGACGGACAAGGACCUGGGGAAAAUCAACAUCAUUGAGACAGAUAAGGGCGGCAGCUACAUUAUCCUCAAUAGUGUGGUGAUGCCUUCUUUGGGAAAGCUUUAUCUCGAAAGCCAGCCGAUUGCGUCUCGUGAAGACCUUGUUGGCACUGGGACAACUUGCUACCGGGCUAGAAUGCCCGAUUCGAAUCGAUGGAAUUACGUCUUGAAAUUCAAAUGGCGUUGGGCCAGGGAGCGUCCGGAGAAUGAGCUUCUACAACUAGCCAAGAAGAAAUGCGUGUGGGGUGCCGUCUCCCUUGAUUAUCACGAAGAAAUUGAAAGUACGGCAAAUCUGCGCCGAGGUCUCCGGUGGGGGAGACACAGAAAAUUCGCUAGGACGCACUUUCGCAAGACGAAUGGAAAUAUCGAAGGGCAACGACAGGAAGUUACUUGCAAUACUGACGGACUUGUCGAAUAUACAGAAGAAACCGACAACCUCUUUCAAAAUCGUAUCCUUGCCUGCAUAGUUACUUCUCCUGUCGGUAGACCUCUUCACACUUUUCAGUCUCUCUUGGAGUUAGUUCAAGUGUUUCGUGAUGCUAUCAAGUGCCACCGAUCACUCUGGUAUGACGCCAAGAUUCUUCACCAAGAUAUAUCCCCAGGGAACAUGAUCAUUCUGGAUGGCCAAGAUGAAGGAAAGCCUCAAGGAAUCCUGAUAGAUCUCGAUUCCUCAAUAGAGCUGGCCGAAGGAGCAGGAACGGAGUUUGGCAUUACCGGCACCAGACCAUUCAUGGCUAUUGGUGUUCUGAAGAGUGAACGUCAUACUUAUCGUCACGACCUAGAGUCAUUCCUUUACGUUUUCCUCUGGACAAUCAUAACGAACCACACGGAGAAUCCCCUAAAGACGAGCAAACUUCGGCAAUGGAGUAGUGGCGACUGGGACGAAUUGGCAGUACGGAAGUCACUUGACAUGGAUCAGGAUGGCUUUCAGACUAUUUUGGAAGAAUUUACUCAUGAAUUCCACUCCCUCAAGCCGCUCGCCGAAAGUCUACGCCAAGUUCUAUUUCCCCGACGGGCUGGGGUAAUUUGGACCGGGACCGACGGCUCGCCUAAAGCUGUGGACAGGCUUUACGAUGGAAUGAUCUCCGCGUUCGAAGAGGCCAUUAUGUGA
This is a messenger RNA of Neoarthrinium moseri, 3627 nucleotides long. RefSeq lists its product as uncharacterized. The record is from RefSeq and is a predicted model, not a curated record. The coding region runs from base 1 to 3627 and encodes 1208 amino acids. NCBI's taxonomy places the organism in Eukaryota, Fungi, Ascomycota, Sordariomycetes, Amphisphaeriales, Apiosporaceae. The transcript is spliced from 3 exons.